UAAAAACUUGUUUACCGGGUCAAAAAGUUAUCACGGUGUUUGGUACCAGCUUAUGUUUUUCAACAACAUUUUCUCGGGCCAAAAGUAAUUGUGGUAUUUAUACAUGAGUUACCAGUCCUAUUAUGAGUAUAUAACAUUUUAUUUACAUAGAAGUUACUGAAGGUAUGUUUUUCAGUAACUUUUUCCCCAGGUAAAAUAUUACAAUGGUACUUGUAAGCAUGACAGCAUGACAAACAAAAUUGGUGGGAGGCGAUUGUGCGGGAGAAUUAAACGGAAAAUUGAGAUCGUGAACUGGUAUGGGUUUGUGUUGGCAAAAUAAAAUCAGUGGGAGGUGGGCGUGGAAAAUCAGAGGACGUUUGAUAGUUUUGAAUGAUCGGCUUCCAACUCAGUCUCCGCGGACAGGUCCGUCGGUCCAUUGUCCGGUUUGCGGGGGACCUUAGGGAUGCUAUAGCCCGCAAGGGUGAAACUGGAAGCAACUUAGUACAGCUAACCGUGCAUCGCAGGGGCAGGACAAACAUCAUGCAGACUUCGAGGUCAACACGCGCAUGCAAGACUAGCAGAGCCAAGACCCAUUUUCCCCGGCUGGCUGAGAUUUUAAAUAUGCCGCAACCGGGCAACGAUCAGCUCACACGUCACGCGGAGUCUCGAGGAGCAGCUCUCCUACUGUCACACUGGCUACUAGUACUACUCAGAACUGUACGCUAUUACCGGUGUAGUUCAGUGCUCUCUGCUCAGCCUACGUACACAGCUCGAUCGAUGAUGUACCGGAGGAUAACCGCCCGGCUGCUCGUCGUCGCCGCCGUCGUCCUCCUGUCCCUGCUGCUGGCCUCCUGCGCGGCCGUCCCGCGUGGCCUUGGCCUGCCGCCGCCGCGUCCUCCUCCGGUGCUGCUCCUAGGCGGCGGCCGGAGCCCGGCGCGCGAGGGGAUGGAGCUGGAUCUGGGAACGCCCGCGAGGCGGCUGGGGCAGCAAACGUCGACGAAUGUGCCUCCCUCGCCGAAGCCCCACGGCAACUCGGGGUCGGCGGGGCCCGACACGCCGCCGUCGAGCAACGAGUAGGGCGACGAGGCUCCGUGGCGCGAGCACGCGACGGUGGCCGUGGGGUAGGUACGAUGUAUGGUAGUGCUCCAUGUACAACGGACAGCUAGCUGCAUGCCAUGUUCGAGAACACUUUCGCCGGUGUACAAGUCAAUAAGCUCGUUUCGAAAAGAAAAAAAAUGUCAAUAAGUUGCGUGCUCCGCACCUCAUUGGUCUUUCCGUGUGUACAACGACACUUUCACUAGUGCAUAAUAAUUCAGUGACCCGCAAAAGAUAUAUCCGGUGAGCACG
Triticum aestivum (bread wheat) is the source of this 1326-nucleotide messenger RNA. RefSeq lists its product as uncharacterized. The transcript is spliced from 3 exons. The record is from RefSeq and is a predicted model, not a curated record. Lineage: Eukaryota; Viridiplantae; Streptophyta; Magnoliopsida; Poales; Poaceae. The coding region runs from base 370 to 1056 and encodes 228 amino acids.